CCCCCAGCCCGGCCGAGAUGACCCCCCUGCCAGCCGGCAACGGCAGCGCCUGGGGGGCGGCAGCGCUGGGCAGCGGCAGCAACUGCAGCGGGGCGGCCAGCCUGAGCAGGCAGUGGGCGGUGGGGGCCGCCCUCAGCCUCACCGUGCUGGUCAUCGUGGCCGGCAACUUGCUGGUCAUCGUGGCCAUCGCCAAGACGCCGCGGCUGCAGACCAUGACCAACGUCUUCAUCACCUCGCUGGCUUGCGCCGACCUCAUCAUGGGCUUGCUGGUGGUGCCGCCGGGGGCCACCAUCCUGCUGAGCGGCCACUGGCCCUACGGGACGAUGGUGUGCGAGCUGUGGACCUCGCUGGACGUGCUGUGUGUCACGGCCAGCAUCGAGACGCUGUGUGCCAUCGCCGUGGAUCGCUACCUCGCCAUCACGUCGCCGCUGCAGUACGAGGCGCUGGUGACCAAGGGCAGGGCGCGGGCCGUGGUGUGCCUGGUGUGGGCCAUCUCUGCCUUCAUCUCCUUCCUGCCCAUCAUGAACCACUGGUGGCGGGACGGGGCGGACGAGCAGGCGGUGCGCUGCUACGAUGACCCGCGCUGCUGCGACUUUGUCACCAACAUGACCUACGCCAUCAUCUCCUCCACCAUCUCCUUCUACGUGCCCCUGCUCGUCAUGAUCUUUGUCUACGUCCGUGUCUUCGCCGUGGCCACACGGCACGUCCAGCUCAUCGGCAAGGACAAGGUGAGGUUCCUGCAGGAGCCCCCCAGCCCCAGCUCCAGGAGCAGCCGGCGGAGACGGCCCUCCCGUCUGCUGGCCAUCAAGGAGCACAAGGCGCUCAAGACCCUGGGCAUCAUCAUGGGCACCUUCACGCUCUGCUGGCUGCCUUUCUUCGUGGCCAACAUCAUCAAGGUCUUCUGCCGGCCGCUGGUGCCAGACCAGCUCUUCCUCUUCCUCAACUGGCUGGGCUACGUCAACUCAGCCUUCAACCCCAUCAUCUACUGCCGCAGCCCCGACUUCAGGAGCGCCUUCCGCAAACUGCUGUGCUGCCCGCGCCGCGCCGACCGCCGGCUCCAUGCCGUCUCGCAGGACCUGCAGCGCUGCCCCUGUGCCUUCAGCCCCCAGGGGGUCCCCUCCGAGGACAACAAGGCGGUGGCCCCCCGGCACCCUGGGGAGGACGACGAGGCACCGGGCAGCGGCAGCAGCAGCCACUGCAGCAGCCAGACGGAGGAGACCAGCCUGUCCCAGGGCAGUGGCCACCAGCCGCGGCCCCUGGGCGAGUCCCGGCCACAGGGCACCCAGACCACGCUGUGCUCGCAGCUUGACGAGUUUGCCGGCAGAGAGACGCCAGCGGGUCCUUCCAUCUGA
Molecule: messenger RNA, 1352 nt
Organism: Chroicocephalus ridibundus (black-headed gull)
Lineage: Eukaryota; Metazoa; Chordata; Aves; Charadriiformes; Laridae
Gene: ADRB3
Product: adrenoceptor beta 3
Exons: 2
Coding region: 18-1352 (444 amino acids)
Biological process (GO): adenylate cyclase-activating adrenergic receptor signaling pathway; positive regulation of heart contraction; norepinephrine-epinephrine-mediated vasodilation involved in regulation of systemic arterial blood pressure
Cellular component (GO): plasma membrane
Molecular function (GO): beta1-adrenergic receptor activity; beta3-adrenergic receptor activity; epinephrine binding
Source: RefSeq, a predicted model, not a curated record